Messenger RNA from Balaenoptera musculus (blue whale), 4243 nucleotides. RefSeq names its product laccase domain containing 1 (gene LACC1). Bases 186 to 1466 code for a protein of 426 amino acids. Gene Ontology annotation, molecular function: copper ion binding. Lineage: Eukaryota; Metazoa; Chordata; Mammalia; Artiodactyla; Balaenopteridae. The transcript has 7 exons. The record is from RefSeq and is a predicted model, not a curated record.
AGACGCCUCAGAGCUCGCCGCCCACCGAGUGUGCAGCCGAAGGCGACGCGCGACGGGCGAGGACGGAGAACGGCCUCGGGUGUGCGGCCGGCCGUCGGAAAAUCUCGAAGGGCCGGGAGGAGUCCGGCAGGUGAUUUUGGGGGGCACAGAAACGUUCUUUGAAGAACUUUGUACAGUGUUGAAGGAUGGCAGAAGCAGUGUUGAUAGAUCUCUUUGGUUUGAAAUUAAACUCUCAGAAAAACUGUCAUCAGACAUUACUAAAGACAUUGAAUGCUGUCCAAUACCACCAUGGUGCCAAGGCCAAGUUCCUUUGCAUAAUGUGUUGCAGUAACAUCAGCUGUGACCAUGAUAAUUGUGAAUUAGAAACAAGCAAUGGAUUAUCUGCUUUCCUGAGAGAAUUUGAGACUGUUAGCAAUCCCAGCAUGGCUGCCUCAUUGUAUACUAUUAAACAAAAAAUUGAUGAAAAAAAUUUGAGCAGCAUUAAGGUAAUUGUGCCUGUGCACCGGAAGACAUUAAUGAAGGCUUUUAUUGGUCAACUCUUCACUGAUGUUUACAGUUUUGAGUUUGAAGAUUUACAGAUGACUUUGAAGGGAGGUCUUUUGAAACAGCCUACUGAAAUAAACAUAAUCACAGCUCAAGAACUAGAAGCAAUCCAGAAUGAAAUAGAAACAUAUUUGAGAAGUUUGCCAGCCCUGAAAGGAGAAUUAACCAUUAUCACAUCUCCUUUGAUCCCAGAUAUUUUCAUACAUGGCUUUACUACAAGAACAGGUGGGAUAUCUUACAUACCAACUCUUAGCUCAUUCAAUCUCUUCAGUAGUUCCAAACGGAGAGAUCCCAAGGCUGUUGUUCAAGAAAAUCUGCGUAGGCUGGGGAAUGCAGCAGGAUUUAAUGUGAAGAAAUUUUACCGAGUAAAGAUUGAUCAUGCCAAUGAUGUCUGGAUUAUGGGAAGGAAGGAGCCUGAAUCUUACGACGGAAUCACCACAAAUCAAAGAGGAGUCACAAUAGCGGCUCUUGGUGCUGACUGUAUACCGAUAGUUUUUGCCGAUCCUGUCAAAAAAGCAUGUGGGGUUGCUCACUCUGGUUGGAGAGGUACUUUGUUAGGUGUUGCUAUGGCUACAGUGAAUGCUAUGAUAGCAGAAUACGGCUGUAGUUUGGAAGACAUUAUUGUUGUACUGGGGCCUUCAGUAGGACCUUGCUGUUUUACUCUUCCAAGGGAAUCAGCAAAGGCAUUUCAUAAUCUUGAUCCCAGAUGUGUACGGCUCUUUGGCUCACCAAAUCCCUAUGUUGACAUCCGUAAAGCCACGAGGAUUCUUCUAGAACAGGGAGGAAUUCUACCACAGAAUAUUCAGGACCAGAACCAAGAUCUCAGCCUCUGUACCUCCUGUCAUCCUGACAAGUUUUUCUCCCAUGUCCGAGAUGGCCUUAACUUUGGUACACAGAUUGGCUUCAUAUCAAUUAGAGAAUGAGAUACUUGACUGGAUUUUUGCAUAACUAUUUCCUGCUUCCUUCCAAACCAACUGUAAGAGAGAAAUUUAGCUGUUUGAUAUACUUAAAACAAAAAGGAUUAUAAUGAAUAAUUCAUCUUUCAGAUAUAUUUUCAUUAUCAUCCAAUGCCAAAUGAUUUCAUUGAUUCUAACAAUAACUGACACAAAAUCAAGAUGAUGUAUUGGGUUGGCCAAAAGCUUUGCUCAGUUAAUGAAUACGUUGUUCAAUAAUGUUCUUGGUGAAAAUGAAAAAUGUGUCCUUUAUUUUUACUUAAACCCAAAUGAACUUCUUGGCCAACCCAAUUGUUUAUAUGUUACACAGAUAAGGAUUAUUCUUAAAGUUUGUACUCUGUAUUUGUUACGUAAAUCAGGAAUAGGUCUAUUCAGUUUAGUAUUUAUUGGGUAGCCUCUAUUUGUCAAGUAUUGUUUGAAUCAUAGGUGAAAUCAAGAUGAGUAAUACUUUUUCCCUUUGAGUCUAAUGCAGUGGAAGAGAUAAACACUUCUAACACUUUAAUUUUAAUAGCCGAAGAGUACAGGAGAAGGGAGGAUUAAUUCUAUGUGGAAGGCAGAAUAGAGAAGGUAUUACAGAGGAAAUGACUUACCACAUGCGCCCGAAAGAUGUAUAGGCUUUUGACAAAUAAAGAACAACCAUAACAGGUAGAGGGAAUACCGUAAAGUAGGGCAUGAAACUGUACAUGUAUAAUAUGUUCUGGAAAGAGAAGGGUGUGGGCAGGAGUUACGGGAAAAACAGGUUAGAAACAGAUUAGUUUGGGUCUCGAAUGCCGUGUCAGAGAGUUUGGAGUUUAUUUUCCAGGCAAAGAGUAGGCAUAGAAAGCAGGAGAGUGUUUUUAUGUCCUUGGCAUUAUAUUUAACAGGAUGGAUUUAACUUGUGAGAGACUAAAGCAGAGAGAUUAGUUAAGAGGCAGUCACGAUACUUUUAAAAAGAAAUAAUGAAACCUGAAUGCAGUGGAAAUUAAAACAGAGGCAAGAGUAGAUGAAUUAGCGAGACAUUUCAGAGAUGGAAUCUGCAGAUCCUGUUCCUAGAUCAUGGAGGUAAGAGGUGAGGAAGAGUGGAGAAGUCCCUGAUGCCUCCACAAUCUCUGCUUGGCUGACUACCUAGAGUGGCAGCAAAGAUGGGGAGGAGGUUUGGGGCAAGGGGGAGGGAUGAUGAGAUUGGCACACAGACUGAAGUACAUCCAGAUGGAAAUAUGUGGUCAACAAUUAGAAAUAGAGACCAGGAACCUGGGAGGGAGUCACAAAAAAGACAGCAGUUUGGGAGUUGGCUAUGCAGAGGCAAUGCCCGAGUCUGCUGGAAUAGGCUGUAUCAUCUCCGUAGAAACAUAGGGUGAGAAAAAAGGAGGUCCAAGGAUGAAACCUCAUGCAACACUUGCAUUUGGAGAGCCAGAAGCUGAACCAGUCAAAAAGAUUAAUCCUGGAAGAAAAAACAUAUAUAGUCAUUUUGGAGAAAGAAGCCAGCAUAGAUAUGAGAGGUACUCAAAAAGAAAUCUUCAGGGAGUUCCCUGGUUGCCUAGUGGUUAGGAUUUGGCGCUUUCACUAUGGAGGCCCGGGUUUGAUCCCUGGUCAGCAUCCUGCUUGCCGUGCAGCAUGGCCAAAAUACAAAAAUAAGUAAGUAAAGUAAGUAAGUAAAAAAAAAAAAAAAAAAAGAAAUCUUCAGAGAGAAAAUAAAAUGAGAAGAAACCAAUGGAUUAACCAUGUUGAGCUGUUCUAUAGGUCAUGGUGGUGGAGUCAGAUUUCAGUUCUUUGAGGAAGAGGAUGCACCAGUGUCAACCCUUCUUCGCUAGUAUUUAUUGGAGAAAAUAAAGCACCGAGGGCUGUAUUUUGAAGCAUUGGGUGUGUGUGUGUAUAUAUAUAUAUAUUUGGGAGGGGGGAUGAGUAGUCUUAAGUGUAUUUGUAGGCUGAAGAAAGGAGUUAGGCUGUUUUCACUUGGGAAAAAUGGUAUGUAUGGUACAUAUUUUUAAUGUGAAUUGUCACAUUAUACCUUAAAAAGAUUUCUUAUUUCAUACAUAUAUUUCUUACCUGAAUAUGCAGAAAAUUACACUUGUUUGGUACUUAUAAAGGACUUUCAAGUCCAUUACCUCAUUUUACCUUUACAGGUACCCUGAAGUACAUGUCAGAUGCUAUUCCUUUUAUUCAGAUGAGAAAACUGAGCCUUGUUGAGGUAGAGGCUAAAAUCACAUAAUUUGUGAUAAAGUAAGAUUUGAACCCACAUCUUGUGACUCCAAAUAUCAUUUCAGAUUAUACAGUUAAUCAGAGCUAUCUAAAUUAAAUGUUUACAACUUUUUGUUAAUAUCACGUAUCCAUCCACCCAGUCAAAAUUUUGGUGAGGUGCUAGGGUAGGUUAAAAAUUAUAGUUAUGGCCCUCAAGAUAUUUAAUAUCCAGUGAAAGGUGACAUUCAAUAAAGCAACAAUUUUAAUACUGUGAUAUGUGUUGUAAGGUUGUUUAAUUCUUUUAUGUAACUCAUAGCUCAGUGUGAAAUUUAUAUAAAAUACCUCAUUUCUUCCAAUUUAGGGAAGGCAUUAAAUACAGAUCAUGGGACAAAUUCAUGCAAUCAAACUCGUGUAAAAUACUCUUGUUUCAUGACAACAAUAAGAUUAAGGAAUAAUUCCAUUGAGAAAGAUGGAUAAUUUUCCAGUUCUUCACUGUAUAUUAUUUUGUUGAAUGCAGAGUAUUAGGCAGCCAUGUUUUACUUUAUGUACCAAAAUACUCCAAAACCAAAUAAAAAUUGUUUGAUUAUCUA